AUGUCACGCCAUAACCACCAGUACCUACCACCCCAAGAGUCACGCCAUACCACAGUACCUACAAGACACCCUCAUGUCACGCCAUACCACAGUACCUACAAGAGACCCUCAUGUCACGCCAUACCACAGUACCUACAAGAGACCCUCAUGUCACCGCAUGUACCUACAAGAGACCCCUCAUGUGCCAUACUACACAGUACCUACAAGAGACCCUCAUGUCACCAUGUCACGCCCAGUACCUACAAGACACCCUCAUGUCACGCCAUACCCACAGUACCUUACAGAUACCCUCAUGUCACGCCAUACCACAUACCUACAAGAGACCCUCAUGUCACGCCAUACCCCACAGGUACCUACAGUCAGAGACAAGACCCUCAUGUCACGCCAUACCACAGUACCUACAAGACACCCUCAUGUCACGCCAUACCACAGUACCUACAAGACACCCUCAUGUCACGCCAUACCACAGUACCUACACAAGACCCCUCAUGUCCGCCAUACACAGUACUACAAGACACCCUCUCAGGUGUCACGCCCAUACCGCAGUACCUACCAAGAGACCCUCAUGUCCACGCAUACCACCUUUGUAGUCCCUACAAGACACCCUCAUGUCAACCGCCUUUACCAUGUCAGUACACAGUACUAAGAGGACCCUCAUGUCACGCCAUUGCCACCAGUACCUACAAGACACCCUCAUGUCACGUCCAUACCACAGUACCUACAAGCACACCCUCAUGUCACGCCACCGACGAGUAA
Penaeus vannamei (Pacific white shrimp) is the source of this 756-nucleotide messenger RNA. The record is from RefSeq and is a predicted model, not a curated record. Lineage: Eukaryota; Metazoa; Arthropoda; Malacostraca; Decapoda; Penaeidae.